GUAACUUCUAUCAUCACCGUGCGUUCCGUCCUUUAAUUUGACUUCCGGAUGCGUCAAUUCUGCAUUCUCCCACAAAUUCAACACCAUUCACCGCAUACCCGCCGCCAAUAAUGUCUCAUCUAUCUCUACAGAAGCACUGCCGACCAUGAAAAGCCAAAUCUUCUUGUACACAAUAUCGAGAGGGAAUCCCCUAGUCUAAAGCCCCACUGAGGGGUACAUGGAGGAUCAACAGCAACAAUCCCCGGACGAUGGGGUUGCAGCGGGCGCAAAGACCAAAGUAAGCCGGAGUGUCGACAACUUGAACGCAGAACAACUUGCCAAAAAGCGAGCAGCGGAUCGAAAGUCCCAGCAAAUACUUAGGGAAAAGACGAGAAGACAUAUCGAGGGCUUGGAAGCACGAGUACGUGAAUUGCAGGACCAAGAAUUAGAACUUGAAAGGGCGAGGAGACGAACUGCGGAGUUGGAAGAGGAAUUGAGAAGGCUGAGAUCAAUUAUUGCAAAUUUUCAACAACAAACUCCAUCCGGAAUACCAUUGAUAUCUUCAGCGUCACCACCGCAGUCAAACAUUGACCCGGAUUUACAGUCUUCGAGUUUACCUGCCAGUACGCUGGGAAGUCCUUCUGUUUCCGAAAUCCGAGACUAUUCUCCGCCUUUUCAUCAUGCUAUAAAGUCAGAUGGUUUAUCGUCACCUGAACUCAACAGCAUCCCCAUUCCAGCAGCCCAAGACGCCGGAAAUGUAUCAAUUCCUUCCACCCCUCCGAUCAUCAAUACAAUAGUACAACGAAGAACACCCAAACGUCCAAGAACCGUCUCAUAUCCCUCGCCUCCGAGAUCCAUCCCACGAAACCUCUCACCCGAACAACCCUUCAUCAUACCAACGUCAUUCGUCAAGCAGCCGACCGUAAAUGUCUGGGAGCUACCACUGCGAGUUAAAGAUCCUGCCACUCCAGUGGAUAAACUUCUUUGUGGAGUCAUCGAAACUCAAAAGUCUUUGGCAACUGAGGGUGCCAGUAGAGCCGUAGCCAUUGGACCGAGAUAUCCGAAUGUCAAUGUCUUGGUCGCACCACAGCUGUCGCAUCUCUCGCAUCCGGUCUCGCGAGUGUUGUGCGACCUACUCAAGCGUUUAACUUAUCGAACAUUUGUUGAUAAACUGGCUGCGCUUUUAGUGAUGUAUCCAUUGUAUCAAUGGCAAAUAAUGACCGACUACGAAUCCUUCCGCGGACUCCCACCUCACUCAAUCCCCUGUCUCGUACAACGCACCACCCCGCACCACGUCUGGAUAUGCGCUCUUGGGACCCCCAAACUAAGAGAAGCAGUAAUCGCCAAUCAGGAGAAGUACUGUUCAGAAGACUUCAUGUACUCGUUCAUCCUAAGCCUCAACUGCAACUGGACUAGAAGCAUCAACGAUGCGAUAUGCUGGGGGCGGGAUGGUGUCAGUGUCACGAAGGACUUUUGGGAUCAUUGUAAUACGAUUGAUAAUUUUUCUAUGGAUAGGCCGUUUCAGGAUAUGUAUCCGGAGUUGAGGGAUGCGAUUAGGUUUACGGAGUAUUCUGGUGAUGGAGUUGUGGAACUUGAACAGGUAAAAGAGUAAUAGGUUGGUGAAUGGGAGUUCGAAU
Molecule: messenger RNA, 1616 nt
Organism: Cadophora gregata
Lineage: Eukaryota; Fungi; Ascomycota; Leotiomycetes; Helotiales; Ploettnerulaceae
Exons: 4
Coding region: 218-1591 (457 amino acids)
Source: RefSeq, a predicted model, not a curated record